This is a messenger RNA of Nasonia vitripennis (jewel wasp), 1317 nucleotides long. It is a transcript of the gene yellow-g2, whose product is annotated as yellow-g2c. Bases 57 to 1178 code for a protein of 373 amino acids. Gene Ontology annotation, cellular component: extracellular region. Lineage: Eukaryota; Metazoa; Arthropoda; Insecta; Hymenoptera; Pteromalidae. The transcript is spliced from 3 exons. The record is from RefSeq and is a predicted model, not a curated record.
GACCGGAACCCCUGGUAAACGAGAGCCAGUUCACAAGAUCGGAAGACCGAGUCGAGAUGUCAUUCGGCUGCGCGAAUCUUCUCCUGCUGACGUUCGCAGUAGGUAUCGUUAUCGCGGGUCAAGAAUCGUCUCAAAAAUGCUCCGGAAGGAACAUCCAGUGGACCGGCGGCAGCAACAUCGAGUGGCCCUGUACGGCUACCAAGAAUAUGUACAAGAGCAGCGGCAAGUACGUCGGUAAGAACGUCAUCGCCACUCGAGCGGCUAUUUACAAGGACGAUGCUUUUCUAGCGCUGCCGAGAUACAGAGCAGGUGUCCCGGCGACUCUGGCCAAGGUGAGCAUGAAGGGCAAGAACUGCCAGGCGAGUCUCAGUCCCUUCCCCUGCUGGACCUUCCAGGAAGAGGGUAAUUGCGCUGCUCUUCAGAGCGUCGUCGAUAUCUUCCUCGACCCCCAGGGUAUCCUCUGGGCGUUGGAUACCGGUAUCGUCAACUCCCUCGAGGAGCCGGUUCGCAAGUGUCCACCCAAGGUCGUGGCUAUCAACGUCAAGUCCGGAAAGGUGGUGAAAACCGUGGACAUAAGUCCUCUCACCAGCCACAUAUCGCGCCUGCAGUACGUCGUAGCGGACUACAGCAGCGACGGGCGUGUCUUCAUCUACGUGGCCGACGCAGCCAGCCGAGCGAUCCUGGUAUUCGACGUGACCUCCGACAGAGGCUACCGAGUGAUCUUACCGAAAGCAGUGACCGACGGCUGUACUCGUCGAGACGUCCUCUAUCUCUCGCUGAUCCGUCGAUCCGACGGCACCAGCUGUCUCCUCUUCACCUACCUCAGCAGCAAGAACCUCUUCUCCAUCAAGACUUGUCACCUUCAGAACGGCUCGGCCCACGGAAGAAUUCGUAACAUGGGACCCAAACGCGACAAGGUCGUGUUCCUCGGUACCGACAACGGAAGCGCCGUGUUCUUCCGGAAAGAGGGCGAGAGCGACGUUUACAGGUGGAAUCUCGCCGACUGCACCAGCUCGGAUAACAUACUGAAGGUCUACAGGGGCGACUCUUGCGCUCUGCCGACCCAGGUCGUUUCCGAUUACAAGAGGGGCAGGAUGAGGCUGCUGGAGUCGAACUUCCCCGAUUAUUUUCAGGCUACCGUUGGCUGCGGAGUCAAUCACGCUCUCAAACUUCUCUGAUCAAUCGCCCUUCGCUACUACUGUGCAUCUAUCAUCCCCAUCAUCGUUUCGACGACCGUUGUAUACUCUAUGUAAGAGAUUUUGUACGAGACACACGUUAUUGUUACUUUUUGCUAUUAAACACUACUUUAUACGAUAA